This is a messenger RNA of Anopheles nili, 3507 nucleotides long. It is a transcript of the gene l(2)gd1, whose product is annotated as coiled-coil and C2 domain-containing protein 1-like. Gene Ontology annotation, cellular component: nucleus. Gene Ontology annotation, molecular function: RNA polymerase II cis-regulatory region sequence-specific DNA binding; DNA-binding transcription repressor activity, RNA polymerase II-specific. Lineage: Eukaryota; Metazoa; Arthropoda; Insecta; Diptera; Culicidae. The transcript is spliced from 5 exons. Bases 19 to 2625 code for a protein of 868 amino acids. Gene Ontology annotation, biological process: regulation of transcription by RNA polymerase II. The record is from RefSeq and is a predicted model, not a curated record.
UAGGGAUAGUGUUUUAAAAUGUUUAGUUUCAGUAAACCAGCGCCACCAAAGCGUGAACGGAAAAGAGAUCCUUCCGAGUUUGGGAUAUUUGGAUUAUCCGACGACAUGACGGCUAUCGGGGAUGAUGUCGAUGACGAAAGCGAUGGGGACGAUGCCUUAGAAGCAGAGCUAGCGGCGAUUACGGCUGGAAUUGGAGGAGCUCGGAAGGCAAAGCCGAAACCCAAGCCCAAAGGAAUUGUAGCGCCACAGGAGCUGGAUGCAAUGGUGGCGGCUAGCUUGCGAGACAUCGGCAGCGAUGACGAUGGGUCCGAUGAUGGAGAAAAUGAUUCGGAUCUGAUGGAUGAAUUAUCAGCGAUUACGGGUGGCGCAGUGGAAAUCGAGGAUGACGACGAUGAUGAUACUGCUAAUCCUCCCGCUGUACCUCCGAGAAAAAGUAGCUCGAGUAGUGACUUGGUGGGGCUGUUAAAAUCACGUAUCUCCAUGUACACCCAGGCCGAAGAAAGCGCAAAGAAGUCCGGAGAUUCUAGCAAAGCGAGAAGAUUCAAUAGAGGUCUUAAAACGCUCAAAGACCAGUUACGAUUAGCCGAAGCUGGCAAACCGGUUGAUCAAAGUGACAUCCCUCCGGAAGUAAGCGUGAAGCUAGCUGUUCCACCGAAGGAUAGUCCAGAGAAUCUUGUCAGCCCUAGUGCGGCUCCCGUUCGUCCUGCUCCGCCACUACCGGCUGCGGCAAGUACGUCGAGCGCCGAGGAAGCUGGACCUUCACGAUCUGCUCCACCGGUUCCACCAAUGCGAAAACCGAAAUCGCCUACCGCGUCCGCAGAGAUACCGCCAGAAGCUCUUUCACCAGAAAAUCCAAAACUGCGACUUCUGAAUGAACGUAAAGCGCAAUACAAGCAAGCGGCACUGAAUGCCAAGAAGGCGGGCAACAACGAACAGGCGAUGGGGUAUGUCAAGAUACUGAAACAAUUCGAUGUAGUUAUCCGUGCCAUGGAAAACGGUGAAGAAGUUGAUUUAAGCCGAAUGCCGCCGGCUCCGCCGACGAACGAUUCGAAUUCACUUCAAACCAGUCAACCAGCAGUGCCUUCCGUUUCCAAGCCGAAAGUGGAGGAAAAAGUGCAAAAGGAGUCGGAAGUGCCUUCGCCGUCGCUUCCCGUUCCUUCCUCGGUGCGACAGGAUGGUGACGAGGAAGAGGAUGAGGAAGAGGAGCAAUUAAUAGAAGCUUCAACUGUUUUGGAAGCACUUGAGCAACGACUGGAAAAGUUUAAAUCCGUUGAGCAGGCAGCCAAAGACGAAGGCAACAGCUCUAAAGCACGUCGAAUUGGACGAAUCGUUAAGCAAUAUCAGGACGCGAUUAAGCUGCAUAAGGCCGGUAAACCGAUCCCAAUCGAUGAGCUUCCAACGCCUCCCGGUUAUGGCCCGAUCCCGGUCAAUGGCUCCUCGAAACCUACUACGCCGGCAGCGACCCAGAAACCUCUGCCUCCGGUGCCUCCGAGGCCUCAAGCCUUAUCGCCGCUCGCUCCGGCUGCAGAGCCAGUUCCUGGCACGAGCAAGGUGUCUCCCAAACCGUCCACCACGCUGUUCGAUAAACAAUUGAAUGUUCUGGUUGAACGUCAUCGCGAGUACAAGCAAGCGGCCAUUGAAGCGAAGAAAGCAGGUGAUCUGGAGGAAGCAAAGGAAUGUCUACGGGCUUUUAAGGGCUUGGAAAAGCUAAUUGAGAUAGCCCGUGCGGGAGGAAGAGUUGAUUUGACCACGAUUCCUAUUCCGCUUUCGAAGCGGAACGCACUCGACGCGUCAUUUAUCAUGGUGAACUCAGAGGACUGUGACCAACCGGGGAACGACCAAGCAGGUGGUAUUGAGGACCCGGAUGGUGAAUCGCGUAUCAGGCUAGAAGAACAACUGUCGAAGCAGUUGAUAAUUUGUCGAAACACGCGCGAUCAUCACCGCGCCAUGGGGGAUGUUGCGGGUAUGAAUAAGUUCGAAAAUUUGGCCCUUAACGUGCAGAAAGACCUCGAUCUCGUGCGGUUGGGUCAUCGGCAGGGUAUGCCGUUGCCGAAGUUCCACUACGAAAAGCUUCAAUUCAACGUGGUGAAAUGCCACACGGACCUUUCGGACAAUGAAGUGGAGAUUUGCGUGCUGCGUGGGAUUAAUUACAACGUACCCAACCCAAAAGACGUCGAUACUUACGUUAAGUUCGAGUUUCCCUAUCCUCAAGAAGAUCCGCUAAAGGGCCGAACGAACAUCGUUAAGGAUAACCACAGCCCCGAGUACAACUAUCAGCAGACGAUAGAAAUCCAACGAAACCAGCGCAACUGCCAGCGAAUCUUUAAACGCCACGCGCUGAAGUGCGAAGUCUAUUCGAAGGGCUGCCGCUGCUGUGCUCACCGUGCAUCAAAUGGGCUUUUCUCCUGUUUCAGUGGUUUCCUGCGCUCGGACGUGCUGAUCGGUACUGCGACGAUCAAGCUGCAGCCGCUGGAGACGCAGAUCGAAAUCCACGACUCAUUUCCGUUGAUGGACGGCAGGCGCACGGUCGGUGGUAAGCUCGAGGUCAAAAUACGCGUCCGUAAUCCCAUCCUCGCGAAACAAAUCGAGCAGAUUAACGAACGCUGGGUGGUGUUCGAAUCGUAGGCAGACAUCCGGCACGACGCGCGGCUUCCGAUUGGUGACGGGCGAUGAAAAUUGAGAUUCCUGCGUAUGGAGCGUUAGUUUUGCACGUCAGCCGGAGGUGGAUCGGUGAACAACAAGGAAACGCUUUGGAUUGCGGAUGGCACGAGUUGCAGCUGAAUAAAUUAAACGACGUGCUGCGUAGUGCAAUUUGCUUGGUGUGCGGGAUAGGACGGACAGACCGAUCAUUGGUCGGCGUUAGAAUGUGAUAUUAAACGAAAUCCUGCCCCGUUGCGGUGCUCCCAAGGGAAAGCUUUCGGAUCUGUUUAGCGAACAAACUGAACAGGAUGCAUCGGGAAAACGCACGAACAAGAGACGCUUGUGUUUAACUGCAGCAGUGCCCGACAGCAACGUGGUCGGUGUGAAAUGAGCUCGGCAUAGUGGAUACAUGUCCUAAUAAAUUUAUUUUACCCAUCUUGACGUUCCACAUCCAGUACUGAAGCCAAUGAAACGAACACGCUUAUAAUUAGUUAAAUGCUAAGUUAAAAACACUUCAAAGAAGAGGAAUGUGUGUAAAAAUCUGCAUAGAGUGAGUCUCAAUGAGCGUUCGGAAGAGUGAAAUUCGUUCGUAUAUACUGUUACGCUUCACUUUAUUGAAUUUGGAAUUCCUUUACGGUUAUGACAAUGCUGCAAACUAUUAUGGUAUAAUUUUCUGUAUCUUUCCCAUUAUCUGUUGACUUCCGUUGACUGUUCUGUUGAGUGUUGUGUCGUUUUUAGUUAUGAAAAAAUAAAGAAGGAAACGUUUUAAAAGAAAAUGCUCCAGUUAUAGUUGACAGCAACAUUCACUCAAAAUAAUGUUUAUAAGAUAAUCAACAACUUUGUAAAAGAAGAGUUAAAAUCAAUGAA